Molecule: messenger RNA, 1950 nt
Organism: Lachancea fermentati
Lineage: Eukaryota; Fungi; Ascomycota; Saccharomycetes; Saccharomycetales; Saccharomycetaceae
Source: the annotation of a GenBank genome assembly
AUGCUCAAGUCACAAUUGAGGAAAUUUAGUGCAUUCCAGGCUGUUUUUAGGGAUAUCCCUCCUCUGGAUGCAAUAAAGCAAAAGUUUGAGUUUACUGGAUCAAGCGGAUCCAUUCGUGAUGUAUUGAAGAUACAGGAGUCCCAGUUUGUUACUCUGAAUGGCUGGAUAGAUAAGAAGCCCAAGAAAGUUGGUAAAAACUUGAUAUUUGGAACUUUACGUGAUAACCAUGGGAGUACGAUUCAGCUAGUGGAUACUGAAUCACUUCUAAAAUCAUCUAAUGAGGAAGACGUUGUGCAAAUAGAAGGGCAGCUGAUCCCUAAGAAAGCCAAGGAUAACUCGGAGCCUCAAGCAUACGAAGUCAAACUUCUCAAGGUGAGACACCUGAGUGAUGCAAGUAUAAAAGCAUCUCAACUAUCAGACUUCAAGAAAGCUGGAAACUAUCCACCAGAGUACAGGUAUUUACAACUUCGCAUGCCAAAAUAUCAAAAUUUCUUAAAAAAGAGGUAUGAAAUCUCUAAGUCAGUCCGACGCAGCUUAGAUUCUUUGGGUUUCACGGAGAUGGAAACACCAGUACUUUUCAAAUCGACUCCAGAGGGCGCUCGCGAAUUUUUGGUUCCCACAAGAGACCACCAGAAUGGAGAUCCUCUUUUCUAUGCAUUGCCUCAAAGUCCUCAACAGUACAAACAGUUAUUAAUGGCAAGUGGGGUUAACAAGUACUUUCAAAUAGCUAAAUGCUUCCGAGAUGAAGACUUGCGUGCUGAUCGACAACCCGAAUUUACCCAAAUUGAUUUGGAAAUGGCAUUUGCCAACGGAAACGAUGUAAUGAAUGUUAUUGAGCAAACCAUCUCUGAUGUAUGGAAUAGCUUCUCUGUCAACGGUCAUCUGCAUACGCUCAAUAAAAGGGGUGAUAUCGUAUCAACUUCGUCAUCUCAACCCGUCCUUAAGCUGACAUACAGAAACGCCAUGGAGCGUUAUGGUAUCGAUAAACCUGACUUGAGAUUUCCAGAUUUAAAGAUAAUUGAUCUCACUGAAUUUAAUGCUUACAGUACCAUUAAUAAUGAAUUUCCGGUUUUUGAGAUCUUAGUCCUGCGCAACGCGUUCAAAAGUAUGGAACAGUAUGAGCAAGAUUGGAAGUUUCUGUCUGAUAAGAACAAUUACAAUCACAGAACACCAAUUGUUAUUCCAAUAGAAAAUGAAUCCAUGCAAUCGUCCUGGUUUGAGCAAUUCAUGUCAAUCGCCACAUUCGAAAAUCCUAAAAUUCUAACGAAAUUUUUGAAUUUAAAGGAAGGUGAUAUUGUAUGUGGUUGUACUCGAGAACAUUCGCAAUCAAUUUUCGAAAAUCCAACACCGCUUGGGAGAUUGCGGCAACUCGUUACGCAGUCAUCAAGAGGUAAAGAACUUUUUAGAAGAUCUGAGCAUUCGGUGGCAGCCUGGAUAGUAGAUUUCCCAUUAUUUUCUCCAGUUGAAGUCGAAAGCAAGGAAGGCUCAGUGAAAGAGCAAUAUCCUGCGUACAUAAAAAAAAGAUAUUGCUCGACACAUCAUCCAUUUACUAUGGUUCAACUUUCUGACUAUCAAAAGCUCCAUUCUAAUCCUCUAUCAUGUCUGGGUCAGCAUUAUGACUUGGUGGUCGAUGGAGUUGAGGUCGGCGGCGGCUCAACCAGAAUACAUGAUCCAGAACUUCAAAACUACAUAUUCAAGGAAGUUUUGAACAUUGGAGAUCCAAAGAAACUGUUUGGACACCUAUUAACGGCAUUUGAAAUGGGCACUCCACCACAUGCAGGAUUCGCCAUCGGGUUUGAUCGGCUGUGUGCGAUGUUGUGUGGAACUAAUAGCAUUAGAGACGUAAUAGCAUUUCCAAAAAGUGUUAGUGGGGCAGAUCUUGUUGUUGGAAGUCCUAGUCCUGUUCCAAGGAAAGUCUUAAAUGAGUAUCAUGUUGAUUACCGCUCAUAA